CGGGGGUUUUGCUGCCGGAGCUGUCGUGACCAGUCAGCACGUUGCAUCAGAGGAAGGUUGUACCUCCACGGCCGAAGAUCAAGCGGUCUCCUGUCCCGGCGGCCAUGGAACGCAUAGAGAAGCCACGGCCAAAGGCCGUCCCGAAAAAUGGCAUUGCUGACGCGGAGAGAUCACAGGAAAGUGUCCUGAAACCGGCGACUGCCAAGGGGGAGUCCUCGCUGGGGAUGCCUCCUUCUACUUCUUUUGUAUUUCGGGUUAAUGUUACCUAAUACAGAUGUGCUGAUGGAUUGUAUCUCACUACUUACUACCGUCCUGAGCUGGAUGGCUAAAGCAAGAUCGAGUGAUUGGUAUUACUACUGCCUUUUAACUACCAUCUCUUCAUCAAUUCAGCAAAUUUCUCAGGCAAUUUGUCAUGUUUUCCACUUGGACCGACCACUGUUCCGCGCCUUCAAAUCUUAUCGGCCGACGUAGGUAGGACAUGGGAAGCUUUUAUCAUAUGUAAACGGUGAAUGAUUUUUUCAUUAUAUGCCGAAAUGGUCUUGGAGACGAAAAGUCUAGUUCAUCUGAUACCCGCAAGCUGCCC
Messenger RNA from Colletotrichum acutatum, 583 nucleotides. RefSeq lists its product as uncharacterized. NCBI's taxonomy places the organism in Eukaryota, Fungi, Ascomycota, Sordariomycetes, Glomerellales, Glomerellaceae. The record is from RefSeq and is a predicted model, not a curated record. The transcript has a single exon. The coding region runs from base 259 to 471 and encodes 70 amino acids.